This is a messenger RNA of Zerene cesonia (dogface butterfly), 1699 nucleotides long. RefSeq names its product pro-cathepsin H-like. The transcript is spliced from 13 exons. The record is from RefSeq and is a predicted model, not a curated record. Gene Ontology annotation, molecular function: cysteine-type endopeptidase activity. NCBI's taxonomy places the organism in Eukaryota, Metazoa, Arthropoda, Insecta, Lepidoptera, Pieridae. Gene Ontology annotation, cellular component: lysosome. The coding region runs from base 49 to 1668 and encodes 539 amino acids.
GUAUUUAAAUGAAUUCUGCAAUCAUCAAAUUUCACAAGAGGAGCGACAAUGGCCUCCCUGUAUACAUUAGUCCUUUCAGCUUUAGUUUUCGAUACCGGAUUCUCUCAUGUGUUGGAAUUUGGUGAAAACACGGAGUUGAUGUGGCCGCCAGAAUACCACUUCAAAGGCGUGAAGACCGGUCUUUUGAGCGGUAUCAUAGAACCUUUCGAAAUAUGGUACAGUACGGAACACAACAAGUCCCGAAUCGAUUAUUUCAAUGGAGCUGUUAAAGAAUACUACAUUGGGGGCAGCGAGCAAGAAUACGGCUACAUGUAUAAGUCAUUCCCGGUUUGGACGGAAAAAGGGAAAAAUGAAGCGUGUUGCUAUCGGAUGAGACAAGACGAAGAAGUUUCUAGAUUCCUGCCAACAACUAACUACACCUACGAGGGAGAGACUACUUUCUCCGGCAGAGACGUUGAAAUCUGGAAAAGCUCAGAAAUAGAUGAAUAUAAUCAACGAAUUGACGAGAUUUUUUAUGUUUAUCGUGAUGGAAGUUAUCAUGUGCCUUUAAGGUACGAAAGAAAGAAGCUUAUCAUUGCGAUUGGCGCUCUGGUUGUUCACUCAGUCACCCUGUUCCAGGACUUUAGCUCGCCAGAUGUGUCUAAAUUGGAUGUGACUAAAGACAAAGACUGCAUAAACCCGAUAGAAUCAGUAAAUGACUUUCACAACAAGUUGGAACUCUUACAUCCUGACAUUUCUUCGCACGUGGAUCAAGCUUUCGAUAUUUACAAGAAACAUCACAAUAAGGCUUACGAAGUCAGCGAACAUGAAUUAAGGAAAAAGAUUUUUAGAGAAAAUUGGAAAAAAAUCCAAGAUCACAAUAAAAAGAACUUGAGCUACAAACUGGGCGUCAAUCAGUUCUCUGAUAAAACUCCCGGAGAACUUGGCUACCUGACAGCCACGAGGUUUAACGAGCACAUGCAGGGUACAGAGACCUUCCAAUAUACUGAAGAGGAAUUGGAAGAUAUUGUCAAGGAUCUGCCAGAAAAUUUUGAUCUCAGAACAGAGGGUUUCAUCAGCAAAAUAAAAAAUCAGGCUUCAUGCGGAUCCUGCUGGGCCUUCUGCACCACUGCCGCUGUGGAGGGAGCUCUCACACGCAACAAUGGGGGCAGACCAUUGGACCUUAGCGAACAGUCUUUAGUGGAUUGCGCUUGGGACUAUAAUAAUAUGGGCUGUGAUGGAGGAGAUUUGGAAGGCGUUUUCAAAUACGUCCUGAAGCAUGGCAUUCCGACUGAACAGGAAUAUGGGCUUUAUAUGGCUCAGGACGGCUACUGUCACAUAGAGAAUAUGACAGACACGUACAAAAUACGUGGGUUCGGUCUGGUCCCGCCAAACAGCGUGAACGCUAUGAAGUUAGCGUUGUACAAGUACGGGCCCCUGAGCGUGGGGGUCCACGCUGGGGACAGCAUGAUGAUGUACUCCAGUGGGAUUUAUUAUGAGCCUAAUUGUAAUCAUCGGCCUCAGAACCAUGGCGUGGUGGCCGUGGGCUACGGAGUGAGGGAUGGUGUCUUAUAUUGGAUAAUCAAGAACUCCUGGGGGGAGCAGUGGGGGCAAGACGGGUAUAUGCUGAUAUCGGCCACGAACAAUAACUGUCAUGUGAUGACUAAUGCUAUAUACGCCGUUGUUUAGAUGUAGUUUUAGCGUAAAUAAACACGUGCAA